Serendipita indica DSM 11827 is the source of this 1065-nucleotide messenger RNA. NCBI's taxonomy places the organism in Eukaryota, Fungi, Basidiomycota, Agaricomycetes, Sebacinales, Serendipitaceae. The record is from the annotation of a GenBank genome assembly.
AUGACCAUUCCGGCAACACAAGCAGCUGUUAUCUUCGAAAAGUCGAAUGGUCCCCUUAUCUACAAAACGGACUGGCCAGUUACCCAGGCCAAGGAAUUGAAACCAGGCGAGGCACUGGUCAAGAUCACCCACUCUGGUGUUUGCCACACCGAUUUGCACGCUCUCAAGGGUGACUGGCCCCUUGAUACUCGCCUCCCUCUUGUCGGUGGCCACGAAGGUGUGGGGACGAUUGUGGCUAUUGGCGAAGGCACUACGACGAACCGCAAGAUUGGUGAUCGCGUCGGCAUCAAAUGGCUCGCUGAUUCGUGCUUGGAUUGCGAGGUUUGCCGUCGUGGACAAGAGGCAACGUGCUCCAAUGCUGUUUGCUCUGGGUUCGCCGUGCAUGGUACUUUCCAGCAAUACGCAGUCAGCUAUGUGCGACAUCUCACUCCCAUUCCUGCUGGCCUCGAUCCCGUUCAAGCUGGCCCUAUCCUUUGUGCUGGCGUGACGGUUUGGAAGGCUAUCAAACAAUCCAACACCAAUCCGGGCGACUACAUCCUCAUCUCCGGUGCUGGUGGUGGACUUGGCCAUCUCGCACUCCAGUACGCAGCUGCCAUCGGUCUCCGACCAAUUGCCGUAGACACUGGUGAGGAGAAGCGCAAGCUGUGUAUGGAACUUGGUGCCGAAAAGUUUAUCGACUUCCGCACGAGCCAAGACAUUAAAGCCGAUAUCCGUGCCGCGACAGAUGGACUUGGGCCACAUGCUGCGGUCAUUGCCUCUUCGUCUGCUGCUGCGUACAAUGAUGCUCUCGAGUAUCUCCGCAAUCAUGGAACUCUUGUCGCUGUCGGUCUCCCAGCGGACUCGUAUAUCAAGGCCAACGUCUUCUGGACCGUCUUCCGUGCUCUUCGUAUUGUCGGUUCGUAUGUCGGAAACCGCCAAGACGCCAUCGAGGCACUCGACUUUGCUGCGCGUGGAAAGGUCAAGGCCAUUGUCAAAGUGCAGCCACUCAAGAGCCUCGCAGAAGUCUACGAGGGAAUGGAAAAGGGCACUGUCAGCGGUCGCAUCGUUUUGGAAACAGGUGCCUAA